Messenger RNA from Aspergillus costaricaensis CBS 115574, 1293 nucleotides. RefSeq names its product putative exosome complex subunit Rrp46. NCBI's taxonomy places the organism in Eukaryota, Fungi, Ascomycota, Eurotiomycetes, Eurotiales, Aspergillaceae. The transcript is spliced from 2 exons. The record is from RefSeq and is a predicted model, not a curated record. Gene Ontology annotation, cellular component: cytoplasmic exosome (RNase complex); nuclear exosome (RNase complex); nucleolus. Bases 95 to 844 code for a protein of 249 amino acids. Gene Ontology annotation, biological process: U4 snRNA 3'-end processing; rRNA catabolic process; nuclear mRNA surveillance.
GCGAAAUACUACUAACCAGCUAUCCCCCCCUUUAUCCAUUCAUUCUUUUCCUAUUUGAGUCCUUUCCAACUGUUCCUAUACAUUGCGCGUCAUCAUGGUCGGCCCAACCGCAACUCUGACCCCUCUUGCUCGCGCUGAUGGCUCGGCUUCCUAUCUGUGUCCCUCCACUGGAUCCAAUAUCCUGGGCUCUGUCAAUGCCCCCGUCGAGCUUCCCGGACGCCGAGAUGCUUUGAAGCCCGAAGAAGCGACCGUGGAAGUAUUUGUUAAGCCGGGCACUGCACCUGCUGGUGUGAGCGAACGGUACGUCGAGGGAAUCAUCAAGGGAGUCCUCGGAAGAUUGAUCUUGGGACGCGAGAGGGGCUACCCUCGGCGUGGUGUCGUGGUCACGCUAGCCAUCGUCGGAGGUGGGAGUGUAGGAAGAGGAGAACCGUAUCUGACUCUUCUGCCCGCGCUACUUCAUACCGCCCUUCUUGCCUUGCUAUCGGCCGCUGUUCCCCUAUCCAUGACCUUCUCUGCGACUGUUCUGGCCGUCGAUGCAUCAGGUGAAAUCACCCGGGAGCCGUCGACCCAACAGGCAGCCACCGCCAAAUCCCUCCACGCCCUAGCCUUCUCGUCCAAGGGCCAUCUGCUGCUGAAUGAGAGCUCAGGGGCUUUUGACUUUGAGACGUGGGAGAAGGUCCACCAGCGCGCAUCAGCGAUCUGUCACGGCACACCGGCUGUUGGCACUGAUGGAGACAUUGCCAUGGUGGAGGAUGUAGAUGGCCAGCCCCUGGAGGGGAUCAUGCGCGAGUCCGUUGAGGAUCAGGUCCACCGCGACUACGCCUGGAAGAUCGAUGCUGCUUGAUUACCCCGCGGAUACCACGGCAGCUAAGUAAAUUCAGUCGCGACGGGCGCUUACAACCAGCGAGCGGUCGCUCCCAUGAAUUGUCGUCCCUUCUAUCGCUAGUAUUCUUCGGUGGCUUUUACACAUACCCCUUGCACACGAAGGAAGCUUUUCAGACAGCACGCGGACCCAUGUGCGCGAACGAGACUUUCUGGGCGAGUGUAGAAGGAUUGUCAUCGACGAUAUCCUACUGGCUGAUGGGCAGGCUAAGAGAAGGACGCAGGGAAUGGCAGGGGAGGAAUUCGUCGCAGGAACCGACAAGCCCUCUAGCAGGAUCACGGCGAGGGACGUGCGUGAAAGGAGCCAACCACCUCCAUUAGUUAGAUGUCUCGGAAGAGUUACAUUCUCAGCGAUAAGGCAAAGCGAACCCCCCAGCUCCAGCCACAUGGGGGAGUGCUGCAAUAUACCGG